AUGAGUGUAAUUCAUGAGAGAUUUAGGGGUCGGAUAGGGCACUACUUGUACAGCGGCGAAAAGAAGCACGUUUUCGGCGGCAUCGUCAUCAUCGGAGCUAUCUUCGGCCUCCCUUGGUUCUUCAUGAGUCGAGGAUCAAAGCAUCAAUCUCAUCAAGAUUACAUGGAGAAAGCUGACAAAGCAAGGCGAGAGAGGCUAUCUUCAAGCCAACCAUCUAAGUAGUUUGAGGAAUCAUGGAACCUUUUGAUUCCCUGUUGCCUGUAGCACCCACUUGAGAUUAAAGAUGCAUAGAAAUGUAUAAGCUAGCAAAAUCUUGGUAAUCACUUGAGCGUGAAGAUGCAUAGAAAUGUAUUAGCUAGCAGAUCUUGGUAAUUGACAGUGAUGCUGAUUUUGGGUAAACUAAGCAAAGUUUGUGUUCUUUUUCUUUUUAUUGUUUCGGAUCGGAGUUUUGAUGUGUUUUAAUUGCUGAUGGAGAUGGCAGCGAGUGAUUCCUUGUGAUAUUUGUUUUGGAAUAAGUUGGUGUAGGCUUGCUAUGUCAACUA
This is a messenger RNA of Asparagus officinalis (garden asparagus), 542 nucleotides long. RefSeq lists its product as uncharacterized. NCBI's taxonomy places the organism in Eukaryota, Viridiplantae, Streptophyta, Magnoliopsida, Asparagales, Asparagaceae. The record is from RefSeq and is a predicted model, not a curated record. The coding region runs from base 1 to 222 and encodes 73 amino acids. The transcript has 3 exons.